Messenger RNA from Loxodonta africana (African savanna elephant), 1082 nucleotides. It is a transcript of the gene SLC50A1, whose product is annotated as solute carrier family 50 member 1. Gene Ontology annotation, cellular component: membrane. The transcript is spliced from 6 exons. Gene Ontology annotation, molecular function: sugar transmembrane transporter activity. Gene Ontology annotation, biological process: carbohydrate transport. Lineage: Eukaryota; Metazoa; Chordata; Mammalia; Proboscidea; Elephantidae. Bases 125 to 790 code for a protein of 221 amino acids. The record is from RefSeq and is a predicted model, not a curated record.
CCGGGAGAGACUGCCCCAGCGUGUGGGGGCGGAGUCCAGUACGCGGAGGGGGCGGGGCUCCGGCACCGCGGGCCCGGAGCGACCUGAGCUCCUCAGCCGGGCGCCGGAUCCGUCUCCCAGAGGGAUGCAGCCGGGCACCGUGGUCGACUCGCUCCUUUCCGGAGCCUGUGUGCUCUUCACCCUCGGCAUGUUCUCCACCGGCCUCUCGGACCUCAGGCACAUGCGGGUGACCCGGAGCGUGGACAGCGUCCAGUUUCUGCCCUUUCUCACCACAGACGUCAACAACCUGAGCUGGCUGAGUUAUGGGGUCUUGAAGCAAGACGGGACCCUCAUCAUCGUCAACGCUGUGGGUGCUGUCCUUCAGACCUUGUAUAUCUUGGUGUAUCUACACUACUGCCCUCGGAAGCAAGCCUUGCUUCUACAGACUGCAGCCCUGCUGGGGGUCCUUCUCAUGGGUUAUGGCUACUUUUGGCUCAUGGUGCCUGACCCUGACACCCAGCUUCAUCAGCUGGGCCUCUUCUGCAGUGUCUUCACCAUCAGCAUGUACUUCUCACCACUGGCUGACUUGGCCAACGUCAUUAAGACUCAGUCAACCCAGCGUCUCUCCUACUCACUCACCAUUGCCACCCUCCUCUCCUCUGCCUCUUGGACCCUCUAUGGGUUUCGACUCAGAGAUCUCUACAUUAUGGUGCCCAACCUUCCAGGAAUCUUCACCAGCUUGAUCCGCCUCUGGCUUUUCCGGAAGUAUCCCCAGGAGAAAGACAAGAACUAUCGGCUCCUGCAAACCUGAGGCAUCUCACCUGACCACUGGGCACUCUAAUGGCAACCUAAUACCAAAGAGAACCCCUCAUUUCAGCUGUUCCUGUUGACUAGCCCCCCACGGGUAUAGUGGGUUGUGGAAAAGAAAAAGGGAUGACUUUGUGAAUAGAAGAACCAAAGUAAGAGCUUUACCUAGAAGAUGCGGUGGGACCUGGGAGAUGAACUGCUUUUAUUUUUUAGAGAGAUUAUUUUUUUUAAUUUUGGAGGUUGGGGUGAUACCUUUAGAAUGUGCCUUAGAAUAAACUGUUCCUCACCGCUGCCCA